Messenger RNA from Marchantia polymorpha subsp. ruderalis, 3794 nucleotides. Lineage: Eukaryota; Viridiplantae; Streptophyta; Marchantiopsida; Marchantiales; Marchantiaceae. The record is from the annotation of a GenBank genome assembly.
CUAGUGUACCGGAGGCGGGGGGGCUUGUCUGUGGACAUUGUCUCGGGCUCUCGCGAGAGGGAGGGAGGGGCUUCUGGUUUAGCGAGGACGAGCUCAGCUCGCACAAGGGCUCUCGGGGAAUUGGGGCGAAGAGAGGGAACCAAAAGCAGGAAAGUAGUGAAGUGCAGUAGAAGGAAGGCAGAGCCAGAGCCUCACAAGCGGGAGGGAGGGACCCGGGGAGGUAGGGAAAGGAAGGGCAUGGAGUAGAGGAGCAGCAGUGCAGACUGCAAGCUCGAUUGUCUGAGAGCGUGGCUCGCUUGUCUUCUCCAGCGCUGCUGAGGAGAGGAGAGUCUGCUCUUGACAUUUAGCUUUAUCACGACGCAGAACGAGGGCCCCACGCUUACUACUGCUGCGCUUCGCUCUUCUACUUCUUCUGCGUCUGUCACCUCUGGGCCAUCUCACUUCUCUGGUGCUCCAAAAGCCUCUCUCUCUCUCUCGCUUUCCCUCUCUUUCCCUGCGUGUGUGUCUCUCUCUUCAUCAGUCUACCAGUCUACUGCCGUCAGGUUCUCGCUGCUGCUGCUGCUGCUCUCCGCGCGGCCCCACUAUUACCAUCACCGGGUGCUUUGAGCUCGCGAGCUCCACAAUUUGAGACUCUCGCGCUGUCCGAGCUCCUAUUCAGGCGAGAGCAUUCGGAGCAGAAGACUUCGCUCCUUCACACAUGUGAGCAGCAGAGGAGAACCUUUUCGGUGCCACCGCAGCUCCAAGGUCGACGAGACUCAGCAGGGGAAUGACGAGAGGAUCGUGGUAGGACGCUGCAGCUCGGUACAACAUCGGCACUCGGGUCUUCGAAGCGCGCACUCCUGAUGGGUGUUCGGCGGCAGGGCGGCCUUGAUGCCAGAGUCGCAGCAAUGGAUAGAUGGAGGAGGGCGCAGGUUCUGCUCGUGGUGUUCUUCGUAGUGGCUUCGGUGGUGCGGGCAGAAGUGUACAUGGUUCUCAUGGAUGGUGAGCCGGUCGUGAGCUACAGAGGCACACUCCCAGGUCUGAGCGCGACUCGUGGCCUGUCGCCGAGGUCGGCCACAUUUCAAACCUCCGGGCUGCAGGCAGUGCGAGCGUACUCCACCCACUUGGUGUCGCAGCAGGACAAGCUGCUCGAGAGCAGCAUCGGGAAAGGCGCCUACAAUAAGCUGUACAGCUACAACUAUCUCGUGAAUGGCUUCGCCGCCGAGAUGAGCCCCGAGCAGGCAGACAUUCUGAGCAGAACGCCGGGCGUGAAGCGAGUGGAGAGGAGCAGGCGAGUGAAGAGCUGCACCACUCACAGUCCGGAUUACUUGGGGCUGGCCAGCGGCUUGUGGGCGCAGGCUGGUGGGCCUGAGAAUGCGGGCGAGGGAAUUGUGAUCGGAAUCGUCGAUACUGGUAUCAAUCCCGAGCACCCGAGUUUCGCCGCCAGCAGCACCAAGCCCUACGGGCCCGUGUCCACGUACCUCGGCAACUGCGAGGUCCACUCCAGCUUCCCGCAAGGAUCGUGCAAUGGCAAGAUCAUCGGCGCCCAGCACUUUGCGGCCGCCGCCAAGUCCGAGGGCGCUUUCAACACCACCAUCGAUUACGAUUCCCCUCUCGAUGGAGAUGGACACGGAUCGCACACAGCCUCCAUUGCAGCAGGAAAUCACAAUGUUCCUGUCAUUGUCGGCGGAGUCAACUACGGCAAUGCCAGUGGCAUGGCCCCUCGAGCUCGAAUCGGAGUGUACAAAGCUCUGUACAGAUUGUUCGGAGGCUUCAACGCCGACGUCGUAGCUGCCAUCGACAAGGCUGUCCAGGACGGAGUGGAUGUGCUGAACUUAUCUCUGGGGCCGAACAGCCCUCCGGCCGAGACAACCAUCACCUUUCUGAGCAUAUUCGAUUUGGCGUGCCUGGCGGCCAUCAAGUCCGGCGUCGUCGUCAUCCAAGCCGCAGGCAAUGGAGGGCCCUAUCCUCAAACCACCCUUUCCUUCAGCCCCUGGAUCACCACCGUCGCUGCUGGCGUUGACGACAGGUCCUACCCGAAUUGGCUCAAUCUCGGCAACAAUUUGAGGUUGAUGGGGAAAGGCCUUGCACCUGCGACACCGGGAGAUUUCAUGAACAAAAUGGUUCUGGCUGCCGACGCUGUCACAGGCCCUAUCAACCCCAUUUAUGAUCCCAGCGAUUGCCAAGAUUCAACCUCGUUGGACAAGGCGAUGAUCGCUGGAAAUAUUCUGAUCUGCACGUAUUCGUUCAAUUUUAUCUAUGGAGGAUCCACCAUCAAGCGAGUGGAAGAAACGACGAAGAAUUUAAGCGCAGCUGGCUUCGUCAUGGUGGUGCAGAGUGAUACUGCCGGGAGCAGAUUCAAUCCAAUCCCAAUCACUGUCCCGGGUAUUAUCAUCACGUCGCAGAACGAAUCUCAGAUUUUACUAGACUAUUACAACAAGACUACACUCCGAAAUGUCAAAGGUCAAGCUGAGACUUUCGGUGCUGAGGCAAAGAUUGGAAAUGGCCAGACGGCAGUGUACAGCGGGACUUCUCAGGUGGUGGCGUUAUUCUCCUCCCGCGGACCCGACAUUCGAGAUUUCAGCUUCAACAACGCCGACGUUUUGAAGCCCAACAUAAUGGCUCCCGGUUCUCUGAUCUGGGGUGCUUGGACUCCAGUGGGCAUCGACGAACCGAAUUUUCUUGGCAAGGACUUCGCCAUGAUUUCUGGCACGAGUAUGGCCACACCGCACAUAGCAGGCAUAGCGGCGUUGUUGCUAGAGAGAAACCCCCAAUGGAGCCCAGCGGUCAUAAAUUCGGCCCUUUCCACCACCGCUUCAGUGUUCGACAAGGAUGGCAACCCUCUACAAGCGGAACACAUUUCUUUCGGCGGGGCUGCCGCACCAGGACCCGGGACUCCCUUCGACUACGGAAGUGGUGCUGUGAACGCCACAGCAGCUCUCGAUCCCGGCAUCGUCUUCGAUGCAGGGUACGACGAAUAUAUUAAGUUCAUCUGCACGGUGCCCGGAGUGGAGGAGGCCGCCGUGUUCAAUUUGACGGGAAGCCGAUGUAAUGUAUCUUCUGCAGACUUGCCCACGGACUUGAACACUCCAUCCAUUACAAUCGCCUCUUUGAAUGGAACCAGGGUAGUCCCACGGACUGUGACCAGCGUAUCCAAUCAGACAGAAACAUGGUCGAUCAAAGUCUCGCAACCCGAGGGCGUUUCUGUGGCCGUCGCUCCACAGAACUUCACCAUUGCCCCAUCCGCCACACAGAAGCUUGUAGUCGCCUUGACUCCAACAGUUGACUCUCCCGUUUUCACAUUUGGCGAGAUUUUUCUUACUGGUUCCCUAGGACACACAGCUCAUAUACCAAUCUCCAUUAUUCAGUCCCAAGUUGCCGCUCGUUGAAAACCUCCGAGAGCUUUUCUUUCACUGAAGAAAGAGUCGAUUCUUCAAAGACGUCACACGAAAAUUUUCAUACUGGAGAAAUCUCAGGAACUCGACAAGCUUUUGCUAGAGAAGCUGAAGAGUAACGAGCUACUUUGUAAAGAGGAGAGUCUUGUAACACUAGUUGUUAGUCCUAAAUUAUUGAUUUUUCACACGAAUGGAGAUCACUUAGGUAGGGUGCAUGGCACACCUCCCACCGAACGGGGAUUUUAUGUCGUUUUGGACUGUUUUCUGCUCAACACCCCGACUGAUUAAUCAAUCAACAGUGAGUACACAAGGGUGUUUCUGGAAGAGAUUUAUGUAGAUUGUGCCUCGCUCGGCAGCAGUGUGAGAAGCUGUCAUGCGAGCACGUUAUGUACAAUGAGACUUGAAAUAAUUUACGUCGUC